ACUUCCUGUCUCACAGUAUUGAAGGCUCAGACGUGCAUGCUGUAUUGUCACUGGGUCUGUGAGUAUCUACGAACGCCGUUACAGCUGUAUUGUCACUGGGUGUGCACCGUGAGUAUCUGUGCUACAAGAGGAACGCCAGUCAAUCUAAUGGAACCACCAGGCGCACAACAGGAAAAUAUUAAAGGACCUUGAACUUGGAAUCUGAAGGAAACCCUGCCGUUCACCAGUUCCUGCAACAACAAGCACCGCCAGGGAUGGCUGGAGAAAACCUGUACAAUGUUACGGACGACAUCCCAUCCACUUGGAGCAUCGUUGAAACCGUCGUUCAGUGGACGACGUUCUCCAUCGGUUUUCCUCUGAUCUGUCUGUCCAUUUAUGCCAUGUACUUCCUGGUCAGAGCUGAUCACAUCGCUCCAGUCUACGUUAUCAACCUUCUUAUUGCAGAUCUCAUUCAGAUCUGCACGAGGCCGUUCAACCUGUCUGGUACCUGGAAAUUGAUUGUGAUGUUUAUUGAAUUCUUUGGUAUUAGUGCGAGCAUUGGUUUCAUGGUGUGUGUUGCUCUGGAGAGAUAUCUCGUGAUUGCAUUUCCUCUCUGGUACCGUUUUCGUCGUAACAUCAAAUACUCGCUCAUAAUGUCCUCCGUCAUCUGGGUUAUCCCUUUCCUCCAAAUCUCCAUGUUAUACCUCACGCCGACUCUCGAUACGAAGCUGAUUCUGUUUGCGGUUAACCUCCUCAUACCCUUUCCAUUGCUCGUAUUCUUCCUCGCGGGCACGUUGAAAGCUCUGUCCGUCUCCGUCUCCGUGCCGGCUGUCGAACGGAGACGGAUUAUUGGUACCCUGGCCCUUGUGCUGGGCAAUUACACAGUCCUGUUCUUACCCCUCAUCAUACAAUAUCUGAUAUCAGGGGUGACAGGCCGUCACAAUGUAGAGAUCGGGACACUCCUUGAGAGAUUCAGCCCCCUUGUGGAUCCCUUACUCUACGUGUUCAUGAGAAAGGGAGCGAAGGACACUCUUGCCUUCCCCUGCUUCGACAAGCUGAUGGGUGACGAGGAGCAGAGCCAAGUCACUAACACUAUGACCAUGACUGAGAGUGUAGUAGAAGGCUCCAGGUAGGACAGAUGCAGGGUAAUGGACU
Oncorhynchus gorbuscha (pink salmon) is the source of this 1134-nucleotide messenger RNA. RefSeq names its product G-protein coupled receptor 4-like. Gene Ontology annotation, biological process: positive regulation of Rho protein signal transduction; phospholipase C-activating G protein-coupled receptor signaling pathway. Gene Ontology annotation, molecular function: G protein-coupled receptor activity. The coding region runs from base 255 to 1112 and encodes 285 amino acids. Gene Ontology annotation, cellular component: membrane. NCBI's taxonomy places the organism in Eukaryota, Metazoa, Chordata, Actinopteri, Salmoniformes, Salmonidae. The transcript has 4 exons. The record is from RefSeq and is a predicted model, not a curated record.